AUGAACGCGACGGUGGAUGCGGCGUGGGAAAACGCUACGGCGGCGCCUCAACCUUUUAUUGAGGAAUUCACGGUCGGAGAAACCAUUUUCUACUUGAGUUGUGGCAUCAUCGGAACAAUAUUCAACUCCUUGGUUUUGUACAUCGCGCUGAGGUACAUCAACACGGAGGACAAGCCACGGCAGGUAAAAAGUAUAGUCCUUGAUGGGAUAAAAUAGUUUUUUUUUUUCCGAAAACAUAAUAUAUGUUGAUCUGUAAGCUUGGAGACUUCAAUACUCUGUUUAUUGCUCAUUUAAAAAUGAAUGUCACAAAGAUCUCUUUCAUCGACUUUUUCGAGAUUUUUGUGAGGAAACAGGAAAAAUUGCUAGCGAUCAAAGAAUCGAAGGUCCCAGCUAAAUGUUCAAAUCACUCAGACAAUCUUUGCUCAAAACCACUUUCUCAUAGACGAUUUAUUUCUGGAAACGAUAAAAGGGUCUGAUGAGCUUUCAAAGAGAUUUGAUGGUCUUGCCUGAAUCUCAAAAAUAUUGGAAAUGGAAGCCUCAAAGUUUUUUUUGACAAGUCACGAGAAGUGAAUUGGGAAAAGUAACAGCCUUUUAUCACAGUAUCGGAAAGUAAAACUUCGUUUUCAAGGAGUUCAGACGCUUUUUCAUUCUCUUUUCUUUUGAAUGUGAGUUUCGAAAAUAAAGUUUAAAAUGAAUUAACAACUUGAAAAGCCAUGAUCACAACGACGUUGAAUUUCAUUUUUUAAAACAAUUUGUCAAGGAAAAAAUUGUUUAAAAUGUCAUGACAUCUGUGAAAUGGUGAAAAAUGAUUUUAUGAUUUUUUUUUCGAAGAGAGAAAUUGUGAAUUUCCAAGUUUAACACCUAAUUUUUGAAGAUAAUCGUCAUCAACAUGACGACGGCGGACCUUCUCAUGUGCGUGGUCUACAUGAUUUCCCGUCCUUGGUUUUCUCUUCUGCCCAACUACGUCUGCCAUCCUUACUAUCUGACCAUUUGGACCUGUCAGCUGUGCAGUUGUUUGAACCUCGUGUGGUGAGCUUUUCCAUCGGUCAGGUGUGAAAAUGAUAAUGAGUGGCAAUUAAUCAUUGGGCUUUCAGCCCAUUAACCUCUCAAUGUGAGGCAGAAGCUCCCGGAGACACGUGUGGGAAAAAUCUAAAAUAAACUUUUGAACAUUGGACUUCACAUUGGACUCCGGUGUUUGUGGGAAUGAGUUCGAGAAGCCUGCAGAAUUAUAAAGAGAUCUUUGAAAACGGGUAAAAAAUCAACUGUUCAUUUAGCUUCAAAAAAGUGUUCCGACAAAACUAUCUUACAGCAAAUCGCACAUGGAGCGUUUAAAAAAAUGUUUUUCCAACUUUUUCAAAAAGUUUAUAUUUUUCUAUCUUCAUUUCGCAGCUGAUUUCCUUUUUUUGAGAAAAAAAUACUUUCUUAAUUCCCAAUAACUUGAAGUUAGAGAACUCAGAGAAGCAGUUUUACUUUAUGAUAGUCAAAAACUAGAAUGGAUCAGCUUUUUGCACAAAUGAUUUUUCAGUCGAUAACGAAAGCCUCUUUUUUCGACUAUCAUUGAACUUCCGGCCGCAACAUUGGAGAGCAUUUUUUCAUAAUUUUUGGUUUCUAAAUCUAUAAAAUGGUCGGAAACCAGACGGCUUUGAGUCUGAAAUAAACUUUUUUAGUCAUAAAUCCAUGAAAUAAACGCUUUUGUCAAAUUGAAUCUAUUCAAAACGAGAGUAUCUCUUUUUGCAUUAUGUGGAAAGCUAUACAUAUUCAUGAUCAUCGAACAUCAUCCUGCAAAAAAUCUCCUCUUUUUCUUCCCCAUUGAGCCUUCAGUCUCAGUGCGUUCGGGCUGAUUUCAGCAGAGCACAGCACAAGAGCCAAAAAAAAGUCGUAUUUUUUCAUCUAUUUUCAAGAGUCAUGAGACGAAACCAUUGAAAUAGCUUUUCAGAGAUGACGCAAACACAAGAAAUUGCUCGCUGUUCAAAAGAGGAUAUGUAUGCCCACACGUUUCUGAUCCACAAAAACACCGAAAAUGCCUGUUUUUGGCUUGGGGAGAAAAUUUUCAGGGUGUCAAAUAGCAAGGGAUCACGUGAGGUGGAAUUAAAUUUGGAACUUUAAGUUGAAAAGUUCACGCGUGUGUCGUCAGAAGCUUCAAAGUAAAGCUGGGGAUAGAGUUAAGAAAGAAAAAUCUUUCUUUGAUGUAGUCCUCAAUCUAAAAAUUGGUCGAGAAGAAAAAAAUACUUUCAAAACUUGGAAGUCCCAAAAAAAAAUGUUGUGAAUUUUCUCAAAACGAUUGAAAAGAAACAUUACAGUUUAGUUUACUGUUUCAAGUGAAAAUUCAAAAGCUAAUGAUAUUUCGAUCUCAUCUUCCUUUUUCCAACCUUUGGAUUGGGAAAAAUGGAAGAAACUUUUUAUUCGGUCCUUCUGCUAGAGUGUCUCCUUUUUUCCGCAACUGUCAAGCUUAAAUGGAUUUUUCCCAACUACAAUAAAGCCUUUUAUUGAAUCUUGAAAAGAAUCUUCUCUACACUAAUCUCCAAAUUGUUUCUUUCCGAGUCCAAGAAUUAAUCUCAUCCUAACGAAAUUCCUCAAAGGACUCGAGUCCAAAUAUAACAAACAGGAAAUAUCAAAGAAAAUGACAAAAAGAUGUCAAGGAAGCUCAAAAGUAAUCCCGGAGCAUUGGUUUUGUGAAGGGUGUAGGCGUCCGAUUCCUUCUCGCAAAGUCCAAAAACGUCUUCUGACAGGGCUUCACUGACAUUAUUGCAGGCUCAACGUUGACAAGCUCAUCUACAUCCAGUUCCCGCUUCACUACUACUCGAUAGUCAGCAGAAAGAGGCUUCUUCUCGUUUCUGUGGGGACCUGGGCCGGACUUUUGGUCAUCACAACGGUUCUUGUCAGCUUUGUGACGGCCAAUGUAAGUAUCGAAAAACUAAAUUUUGGCGGAAAUGGGAAGAACAUAAUAAGAAUUUGGUUACACAGGUAAAACAGUUCUCUUCAUAAUGCCACAGCGCAAAUCGUAUCUGGUCGGGGAUCAAAAAACAAAGAUGUUCUCGCAGUAUUCAAACUCUAUAUCUCUUAAUAUAUUUUACAAAUCAUGAGAAAAUGUAGCAAAUUACCAUUUUUCUAGAGCUUCAAAAACCGAGAAAAAUAUAAGUUAUUUAGUUGGCACAAAAAAUGUCGAAAGCAAAAAGGAGAAAAAUAUUGAAACUUCUAUAAAAUUACCCACGUUUUCUGUUUUCAGCAAGGAUGCAUCCGAAUCAGCUUGAACCCCUACAUCUACACCAUCAUUCCGAUUUUCUACGUUGUCAUGAUCGUCACAUCAUUCUCGCUGUCGGCUCUGAUCUACUUCAUCGCUCAUAACUUGACCCAUAUGGAAGUUCGCCAGCGAUCGGUAGAAAAUCUUUUAGAGAAUAUAAGUCAGUUCUCUGUUUCAGAAACUCUUCCGACGACUUUUCUUCUUGUUCUCGAGCACUCUCUGGACGUUUUUCACCUGCCUACCGUAUCGCGUUCUGUACCUAUUCAGCAUGUUUUGUAAGUUUUUAUUCAAUUGAUGGUACCAAGAAAGCGAUAAGAAUCUUCUUAGAAUGAAAAAAAUGGUUGCAGGUGGUGCGAUGUGCGCAACGAGUAUGUACAGAGUAUCAACGGACAUGUUCUUCCGGAUUUUGGUCGUCGGCAUGGUUAUUAAUCCGCUCAUAACCAUCUGGACCCAGCGGGUAAGCUUUUCCCGGAGUAUGAUUGAAAUUAUUGGAAAGUUUGAGGGUGAAAAACAGCCUCUGGUAGAAAAUGUCACUUAAUUUCUCAACCUCUUCAGAAAUGAAUCUUUUUGAAUCAAAAUACCGCAAAUUUUUAUUCAAAGCUCUCUUCAUUACUGUCAAAUCUUCCCGGAAAAUAGUUGAAAAAUGGAUGAUUGGGAUGUUUGAAGGAGAACAAAGCUUUUAAUGAAGAAUCUCGCAUUACUGCUUAAAAAAAAUUGGGUUUCUGAACUAGAAAACCGCAAAUUUUUAUUUUAAAAUUCAUUUGAUCACUAUCCAAUCUUCCCGGAUACUAAUUAAAAUAGUUUAAGAAAUGCUUUCGAAAGAAUUUUUUGAAGUUUUUGAGGUCGUUGAGAACGUGAUUUACAGAUUUUCUGAGUUAGGCCGAGUGGAAAACUUUUCCGUAAAAGCCCAGGGAUGAAAUAAGCUCGAAAUCUUUACAGAACCAGUUUAUGUACUGUAAAACCCAAUAUCAAGGAGUUUUUGACAAAAGACUACAGAAAUAAUUCUCAUAAUAUCUCUAUUCUUAACUAUAUAUCGCUGAGAAGCCGCCGUCGAGGCAUUGACUAAAAUAAACUCUUAUAUCAAAUGUUUCAGUUAUUUUCGAGCCCACAGCCUGAUAUUUCGAUUCAAUUCUGAAAAAAAAACAGUUUUUCAUUCUGAAACUGAUUAUAACGUGUCCAAAAACUUUCAGAUCUAUCGUCUUCGGCUGCUCCGAGCCUUCAACAGUUGGAAGGAAAACAGCAGCUCCGAAGUUCUGAUGGUCAGCUCGAACCGCCGUCCUUCUGAAAGGCCCCCAGACAACCAACUUCUCCCUCCACAAGCCUAA
Messenger RNA from Caenorhabditis auriculariae, 4566 nucleotides. The record is from the annotation of a GenBank genome assembly. NCBI's taxonomy places the organism in Eukaryota, Metazoa, Nematoda, Chromadorea, Rhabditida, Rhabditidae.